Mizuhopecten yessoensis (Yesso scallop) is the source of this 1147-nucleotide messenger RNA. Its product is annotated as mucin-5AC-like. The annotation marks the transcript as partial. The record is from RefSeq and is a predicted model, not a curated record. Gene Ontology annotation, molecular function: protein binding. NCBI's taxonomy places the organism in Eukaryota, Metazoa, Mollusca, Bivalvia, Pectinida, Pectinidae. The transcript is spliced from 3 exons.
GACUUUGUGCUACCAUUGUAAAUGCCCAGAACAAUGUAGGCGAUACACCUGUCCACAUCAUGGCCGAGAAUGAUCGUACCUUAAAUAUUGUUAAGAUGAUGGUGGACCUUGGUAAGGUGGACUUCAAUCUUACCAAUAGUAAGAAUCAGAAUGCUCUGCAAGUUGCUAUUGCUCUGGGCCAGAUGAAGACAGCAAAAUAUCUACAUCAGCUGAUUGAAAGUGCCCCCAAAAAGCGAAAUGGCUCAAUUACGUAUGUUUCAAUUAUUCCAAAAUAUCCAUCAGCUGAACAAACGUCUGUGAAUGACAGUGACAAUAAUGAUUGCUCUCCUGAUUCAACGAAAAAAAACAGGGGGCAAAGAAAAGCAAAGAAAAUCGUUAGCACCUCAGCAAUAGCCUGCAAAGUGACCAGUACAGAAGACAGUGCGGAGGAAUCACCUGAAAAUAACUCUGAUCUGUGCUUGAAUAGUGCUUCAACGACAAGUGAGAUUGAAGAAGAAGCUGUUGAUGGUACUUCUCUGGCUUCAAAUCCGACAACAGACUCUCCAUCAUCAACUUCACUUUCUUCAACUGUUGAACAAUCCUCCAUUCCCACAGAAAAUCCCUCCAACAAUUUGGGCAAAAGGUUAAAUUCAGCGAUGCCAGCCAAGUCACAAACCACUAAACUAACCGGAAAAGUUUUACCUAAUGUGUGUUCCUCUGCUCCUUUAGCGUCAUCAUCUUCGUCCUCAUCUGAGGCCUCCACUUCUGCCUCCACUUCCGCCUCUGCUGUUCCCCCCAAGGAACCUGCUGUUGCUCCUGUCACUAAUCCCUCAUCAGACCCCGUUACUGCAACCUCUUCAUCUUACUCCCUGCUGUCCGAUAAAAACUGCGGCCCUUCACCAGCAAAAAGGAAGAAAAUGAGAGUACUUGUAGUAAAAAAAGGUCCAUUUCCAACCAGUCAGAUGAUAUUUACCGACCAAGUACAAUUCACACCCAAAGUUCCCAAGGUGACUAGUUCCAGAAGCCUGCUUAGAAGUGAGAGGAUUCCUAAUAAACCCAUUCAGGAGGAUGUUGAGGACACCGCCGAUUGUGAGCAGCUCAGCAACAUCAAGGUAGAAAUGGAUAUUGCCCAAGAUGAUGAAAUGUGUCCAGAUAGCAACACAAGCAG